ACCGAAGACAAUAACCACCGCAGCAGCCAUGGCACCAUCUGAAACAGCAGAACAAUUACAGGGCAAUAUCCUUGAUUCUUCAGAAGAAAAUUCAGACAUUGAGCAACCCGAUAUCCAAACCAGAGCCCCAAAACGACGACGUCUCUCCGAGUCUUCGACGGACUCGUACGUCGCUGCUCCAGCUCCACUUCCGUCCCUCUCCCGUAUAAAGAAAAAGGACGAUACCAAAAACGGUCAAAAUCCAGUACCGACCUCCGAAGAAAACCCAGUACUGAUUCGCGAUGCGCUGGAGAUUGGGCUACAGAGCGAGGCGUCGACGUUUGCAGAGAUAAAUGUCACGCCGUGGCUGGUGGGUUCGUUAUCGACUAUGGCAAUUAGGAGGCCUACCGCGAUUCAGAAGGCCUGUAUCCCGGAGAUCCUGAAGGGGAGGGAUUGUAUUGGUGGGAGUAGAACUGGUUCUGGAAAGACGGUUGCUUUUGCGGUUCCGAUUUUGCAGAAGUGGGCGGUUGAUCCGUUUGGGAUUUUUGCGGUUGUUUUGACGCCGACAAGAGAACUUGCGCUGCAGAUCUACGAGCAGUUCAAGGCCAUCUCGGCGCCACAGGGUAUGAAACCCAUUCUAAUCACUGGAGGAACUGAAAUGCGCCCUCAAGCCAUCGCCCUUUCACAGAAACCUCAUGUUGUCAUUGCGACGCCCGGACGUCUAGCGGAUCAUAUCAAGACAUCUGGACAAGACACAGUCUCCGGACUGAACAGAGUCCGAAUGGUAGUUCUCGACGAAGCAGACCGACUUCUCGCGAGCGGUUCAGGAAGUAUGCUCCCCGACGUGGAGACAUGUCUCUCCGCCCUCCCCCCCUCUAGCGAGCGCCAAACCCUCCUUUUCACAGCAACAGUCACGCCGGAAGUCCGGGCGCUGAAAUCCAUGCCCCGACCCGCCGACCGCCCCCCAAUCUUCGUGACUGAAAUCUCAACCGAAAACCAAGGCAGCAUCCCCCCAACACUUAAACAGACCUAUCUCAAAGUCCCCAUGACGCACCGUGAAGCAUUUCUCCACGUCCUCUUAUCGACAGAGAACAAUGCCUCCAAACCGGCAAUAAUUUUCUGCAAUCGCACCAAGACCGCAGACCUGCUAGAGCGUACUCUCCGCCGACUCUCGCACAGAGUCACUUCUCUCCACAGCUUGCUACCGCAGUCAGAGCGGACGGCGAAUCUCGCUCGCUUCAGAGCCGCCGCUGCCCGGCUUCUCGUCGCCACCGACGUCGCGUCGAGAGGUCUUGAUAUCCCCUCCGUCAGUCUGGUGAUCAAUUUCGAUGUUCCCCGCAACCCAGACGACUAUGUGCACCGUGUAGGUCGUACGGCUCGUGCUGGUCGGAGUGGUGAAGCGGUAACCCUUGUAGGACAGAGGGAUGUACAGCUGGUCUUGGCUAUCGAGCAACGGGUGGGUCGGCAGAUGGUCGAGUGGGAGGAGGAAGGAGUCAGCGUUGAAGGGAGAGUCGUGAGAGGGACCAUUUUGAAGGAGGUCGGUGAGGCGAAGAGAGAGGCUAUGGGCGAGAUUGAAGAGGGUAGGGAUGUACUUGGGCGGAAGCGGAAUAAAUUGAAGAAGGUCCGUUGAGGGGUUUUGAUUAGAUAUUUAGCAUCUUGUAUAUAUAUAUAUAUAUCCAUUGUUCAUGAAUCUAUCUUUGACAUAGA
Messenger RNA from Monascus purpureus, 1686 nucleotides. The record is from the annotation of a GenBank genome assembly. Lineage: Eukaryota; Fungi; Ascomycota; Eurotiomycetes; Eurotiales; Aspergillaceae.